UAAUUAUAGGGCUGUAAAUAUUAAUAUUUUAAGGGUUAACUAAAUCUAGAAUUUAUGGGUAUGGGUAGUAUUUGUGCGCAGACUUCUAGAUCAUCAACUACAAUACAGAGGUCCAUUAGCACAGAGAAGCAGUAACCCACGGUUUGGGGUCUGGUCCCUGUCCAUGAUGAGGAGCAGGAGUAAUUCUGGAGUGCGGUUGGAUAGAUAUGCCAAGCUUGUCCAGCAAACUAUCCUCUGUCACCAGAAUGAAGUGACUGGUCUGUUGCCGGCCAGUUGUGAUCAGCCGGAUGCUUGGGUUCGAGACAAUGUGUACACGAUCUUGGCUGUGUGGGGUCUUGGGCUUGCGUACCGAAAGAAUGCGGAUCGCGAUGAAGACAAGGCCAAGGCUUAUGAACUGGAACAGAAUGUGGUGAAGCUGAUGAGAGGCCUGCUCCAAUGUAUGAUGAGGCAGAUGCCAAAAGUUGAAGAGUUUAAAUACAGCCAGAGCACCAAGGAUUCACUCCAUGCCAAGUAUAAUACAGGAACAUGCUCCACUGUUGUGGGGGAUGAGCAGUGGGGGCACCUCCAGAUGGAUGCAACUUCUAUAUUCCUGUUGUUCCUGGCACAAAUGACAGCAUCAGGGCUUCAUAUCAUUUACACACUAGAUGAAGUGUCUUUUAUACAGAACUUAGUCUUUUACAUUGAAGCAGCAUACAAGACUGCGGAUUUUGGGAUGUGGGAACGUGGAGACAAGACAAACCAGGGCAUCUCUGAACUGAAUGCCAGCUCUGUUGGCAUGGCUAAGGCCGCACUUGAAGCUCUAGAUGAACUAAAUUUAUUUGGCGCUAAGGGAGGACCACAGUCUGUGAUCCAUGUCCUGUCUGAUGAGAUCCAGCACUGCCAGUCAAUCCUCCACUCCAUGCUCCCCAGAGCCUCUACUUCCAAAGAAAUUGAUGCUGGGGUCCUAUCUGUCAUCUCGUUCCCAGCCUUUGCUGUAGAGGAUGCUCAGCUGGUACAGAUCACCAAGCAAGAAAUAGUUGACAAGUUGCAGGGUCGUUAUGGCUGUUGUAGGUUUCUCCGGGAUGGAUACAGAACCCCGAAAGAAGAUCCCAGCAGACUGUAUUAUGAGCCUGCAGAGCUGAAAUUGUUUGAGAACAUUGAGUGUGAAUGGCCACUAUUCUGGACAUACUUCAUUUUGGAUGGGAUAUUCAGUGGCAAUAUGGAGCAGGUGCAGGAAUACAGAGAGGCCCUGGACGGAGUUCUGAUCAAAGGGAAGCAUGGAGUGCGUCUGAUACCUGAGCUGUAUAGUGUCCCUGAGGACAAAGUGGAGGAGGAGUAUGAACAUCCGCGUACAGUGGAUCGAGUAGCCAAGGGGAAGCUCCCUCACAUGUGGGGCCAGUCCUUGUACAUUCUAGGCUGUCUGAUGUCUGAGGGUUUUCUCGCUCCUGGAGAGAUUGAUCCUCUGAACAGACGGUUCUCCACUGUUCCUAAACCUGAUGUGGUUGUGCAAGUAUGUAUACUAGCAGAGUCUGAGGAGAUCCAAGAGAUUCUGAAGAAACAUGGGCUUGAGGUGGAGACAGUUGCUAGUGUUUACCCCAUUCGUGUGCAGCCAGCAAGGAUUUUAAGCCACAUCUAUGCCAGGCUGGGGCGUAAUAAAAGACUGAAUCUAACUGGAAGACCCUAUAGAAACAUGGGUGUCCUAGGGACCUCUAAACUCUAUAUUGUCCGGAAAACAAUCUUUGCUUUCACACCCCAGUUCAUAGAUCAGCAACAAUUCUACUUGGCCCUUGAUAAUCGCAUGAUUGUUGAAAUGCUGCGUACUGAUCUGUCCUACCUCUGCAGCCGUUGGAGGAUGACUGGCCGUCCCACCAUUACCUUCCCCAUCUCACGCAGUAUGCUGGAUGACACUGGUGAAAACCUUGACCCAGCUGUGCUUGCCACAGUGCGAAAGCUGCACGAUGGGUACUUUGGAGGUGCCAGGAUCCAGACAGGCAGACUACCAGAUUUCCUGACUACAUCGUGUUGCAAACAUCUAAGCUUCAUGGAUGCUGGGAUGGAGGGUAAGCUGUGCACCGGGGGGAGUGGCUACAUCAGGGGCCAGCCUAUCAUCGUGCAGGAGCCAGACACUCCUCUGCAUGUGGCUCCACCAGCCGAUGAUGAUGACAUAGAUGAUGAUGUGUCGCAGUAUCUGAGCCACUUGCUAUCCAGCGACCCACCCCGCCCAAACCCUGCUGUCCAGCGUGGAGGACUGAAUCGCUUCCGGGCCGCCAUCCACAGUACUCGUGACCUUCUGUCUCUGCGUAACAAAGCCCGGGGUCUCCAAGUGCAGGAUGUGCAGAUGUACUUGCCCUGCAAACUUCUCCAGUCAUCGCAACCAUCCUUUGAUUUGUUGGACUCUACUCCCCUUCCACAUCCCAUGAGCAAGAUCCCGACUAUCCAUGCAGAGAUGCAUCUUCCUCGGGACAAGGCUGGGCAGGUGGAUUUUCCUGCACUGAUUGAUAUUUUGCGGGAAACCCCUAACUUACAGGAGCAGGCUGAUAUAUUGUAUGUGCUACAUACAAUGAAGGGAGCAGACUGGGACACACAGAUAUAUGGACAGCCUGGUGUUACAGUUCAAGAUCUCCUGGUUGAGCUGUAUGGUAAAGUGGGAGCUUCCCGGCAGUGGGCACUCAUCCGAUGCAUCUCAGGAGUUCUGAAAAAGAAAGUGGAGGCGCUGGAUGAGGCCUGUACCGACCUACUGUCCCAUCAGAAGCAGCUAACAGUAGGAAUGCCGCCAGAGCCACGGGAGAAGACCAUAACUGCGCCUCUUCCUUAUGACAAGCUAAUUCGUUUGAUUGAUGAGGCUAGCGAGCAGAACAUGACAAUAUCCAUCAUCACACAGGAAAUCAUGGUGUAUCUGGCCAUGUACAUGAGGACGCAGCCAAUACUCUUUGCUGAGAUGUUCCGACUUCGCAUCGGGCUCAUUAUCCAGGUUAUGGCCACAGAGCUUUCCCAGUCACUGCGUUGCUCUGCUGAGGAAGCCACAGAGAGUCUGAUGAACCUAAGCCCUUCUGACAUGAAAAGUCUCUUGCACCACAUCUUAAGCGGAAAGGAAUUUGGUGUAGAGAGAAGCGUGAGGUCUGUUGAUGCUAUGGUUAGUCCAGCUAUUUCAAUACAUGAACUGGGAGCUGUAGGCGCCACAAAGAGUGAGAGAGCUGGGAUUACCCGCCUAAAGAGUGAAAUCCAGAUGCUGGAUAAACGUAGACUGUCUCUGGCUGCAGAAGGCCAGGAUGUGGAUCUGACAUCACUGAUGACUUUGAGGCCUGGUGACUCAUUGUCUAUGUCUGGCGAACUAUCUACUUCCUCAGUAUCCGACACUGACAGUGGACAUGAUAGCCGGCAAGGACAGUGGCAUCGCCGGAGACGCCUGGAUGGGGCUUUAAACAGAGUGCCUGUUGGGUUCUAUCAGAAAGUUUGGGCGAUCUUACAAAAGUGCCAUGGAAUAUCAGUGGAAGGUUAUGUUCUCCCUUCUUCCAGCACCCGUGAGAUGACACCAGGUGAGCUGAAGUUUUUUGCCCACGUGGAGUCUGUCCUGAACCGCGUUCCACAGCCUGAGUACCGCCAGCUGCUUGUGGAGGCUAUCUUGGUUCUCACCAUGCUUGCCGAUGUUGACAUCCACAGUGUGGGUGGUAUUAUUCAUGUGGAAAAGAUUGCACAUAUCGCUAACCAACUAUUCUGUGAAGAACAGAAGGCACUAGGAGCAGAUGACGCCCUGUUGGAGAUUGAUCCAGUGACUGGUAUUUGCACCCUGCUCUAUGACAGUGCCCCUAGUGGACGAUUUGGGACAAUGACAUAUCUCUCCAAAUCUGUAGCUAUUUACUUGCAAGAUGCCUUACCACAUGGGGGCUGUGCCAUGCAAUGACCUGGAUUUGCUGGAAUCUGCAGAAUGCACUUUGAACUGGUUCCUUAGAUACUUUCUGCGCAGUUGUCACAUAUAAAGUGCCCUUAUAUGUAAAUGUACAGUAAUGCUAUUAUAUGUGUCUAAAGUUAUGGAACUUGCUUUUUAUACCUCCUAGAAGUCUCUAUGCUAGCAAAUGUAAAUUAUGUGAGUUGCAAAUGUAAAUAAGAAGAAAUUAACCAAAAUGGCACAGUUUAUGGCUGUAAAUUUUAAAUCUGAUUAGUUAAAGGGACAUGAAACCUAACCUUUUUCUUUGUAUUUAUUUUUCAUGGUUCAAAUAGAGCAUGUGAUUUUAAACAACUUUCCAAUUUGCUCCUUUUAUCUAUUUUGCUUCAUUUUCUUGGUAUUCUUUUUUGAAUGAUCAGCUAUGCACUACUGGGAGCUAUCUGAAGACAUCUGGUGAACCAAUUAAAAUCUGAAUUUUUGUGCAGCCACCAAUCAGCAGCUAACUCCCAGUAAUGCAUUGUUGCUCCUGGGCCUAUCUAGAUAUGCUUUUCGACUAAUUAUACCAAGCGAGUGAAGCAAUUUAGAUAAUAGAAGCAAAUUGGAAAGUAAAAUCGCAUAUUCUGUCCGAAUCAUGAAAUAAUUUUGUUUGGGUUUCAUGUCCCUUUACGUUACAACUGAGAGUUCAAAGUUUCAGUGACAUAGUAAAGAAGUAACAAAAGGUGAAGUUGGCAAGUUCCAUAAAUUUUGCAUAUAAUUUUCAACUCAUUAUGAGUUUUAUAUACAUUAAAGUGCGUUUACAUGGAUAUGAAACUCAUGAUUUAGAGCAUGCAAUAUUAAAAAACAUUCCAAUUUACUUCUAUUAUCUAAUUAAUUCGCUUUAUUCUCUUGAUAUCCUUUAUUGAAAAGCAUAUAUAAAUAGGCUUAGUAGCUGCUGAUUGGUGGCUGCACAUAGAUGCCAUGUGUGAUUGGCUCACCCAUGUGCAUUGCUAUUUCUUCAACAACGGAUACCCAAAGAAUGAAGCAAGUUGGCUAAUAGAAUUAAAUUGGAACGUUGUUUUAAAUUAUAUUCUCUGUCUGAAUCCUGAAAGAAAAAUGUUGUGUUUCAUGUCCCUUUAAAGUAGCCUUAAUAUCUAAAUGGCCUAAUAACAGUGGCAUAUUUAAAGGACUAAUUUGGUCACUUUGCUUUUAUGAUGACUCUAAGCUGUGCAGUACUUCAGAUGCAAAUAAAAUGCUGCUACAACUUUUUACCAUU
Molecule: messenger RNA, 5114 nt
Organism: Bombina bombina (fire-bellied toad)
Lineage: Eukaryota; Metazoa; Chordata; Amphibia; Anura; Bombinatoridae
Gene: PHKA1
Product: phosphorylase kinase regulatory subunit alpha 1
Exons: 34
Coding region: 164-3880 (1238 amino acids)
Biological process (GO): glycogen metabolic process
Cellular component (GO): phosphorylase kinase complex
Molecular function (GO): calmodulin binding
Source: RefSeq, a predicted model, not a curated record